Molecule: messenger RNA, 2769 nt
Organism: Melitaea cinxia (Glanville fritillary)
Lineage: Eukaryota; Metazoa; Arthropoda; Insecta; Lepidoptera; Nymphalidae
Exons: 1
Coding region: 1-2769 (922 amino acids)
Biological process (GO): DNA integration
Molecular function (GO): nucleic acid binding
Source: RefSeq, a predicted model, not a curated record
AUGUACAGACAGGUAAAGAUAGCUAGAAAACAUGUUGACUAUCAGAGAAUAGUUUGGCGUGAAGAGACUGACUCAGAAAUUAAGGAUUACAGAUUGUUGAGGGUAACCUUUGGUAUAUCUUGCGCACCAUACUUAGCAGUAAAGGCCAUGCAUCAACUUAGCAUUGAUGAAGGUCAUUAUUUUCCCUUAGCUGCAAAUAGAGUCAGAACAGACUUCUACAUGGAUAAUCUCAUGACAGGUUGUCAAACUGAAAUAGAAGCGAUUAAAGUAUACAAAGAAAUGAAUGAAUUAAUGAAGAAGGGAGGAUUCAAUUUACAGAAAUGGUCUAGUAACAGAAAGUUGUGGCAAGAAGAUAAUGGAAAGGAUAUGGAGAUCAGAGAAGACGAUACUAUAAAAAUUUUGGGUCUUACUUGGAAUCGUUUUACAUAUGAAUUUGAAUACACGGUUACGUUAUCUUCUGAAAUUGCACUUGAGACUAAACGAGAAAUUAUAUCGGAAAUCAGUCGUUUAUAUGAUCCUCUUGGGUGGCUUGCUCCAUGUAUUGUUACCGCGAAGAUAUUUAUUCAAAAAAUGUGGUUAACGGGAUUUGAUUGGAACGACCGAUUACCGAUUGCACUCGUAAAUGAAUGGGAACUCUAUCGACAAGAAUUAAGUAAAUUGGUAAAUUUUCAUUUACCUAGAUGGGUUCAGACGUCGGAUGAUGACGCUAUUGUGGAGCUGCAUGGCUUUAGCGACGCCUCUAGUGUAGCUUAUGCUGCAGUAGUGUAUAUCAGAUGUAUUAAGUUAGACGGUAGUGUUGAAUCCCGCCUCGUCACAGCAAAAACUAAGGUUGCUCCUAUUAAACAAAUCUCGAUACCAAGGCUCGAGUUGUGUGGAGCUGUUUUAGUCACAAAGCUGCUGGUUGAAGUGGCAAAAGCCUUAAACAUCCAUAAAGCUAGAUUACAUGCUUGGACGGAUUCGACAAUUGUUUUGGCUUGGUUAAGCGAUCAUCCCAGUCGAUGGAAAACUUUCAUUGCUAAUCGGACUUCGGAAAUCCUUAUGUAUCUAGAUUCGUCACAGUGGUCCUAUUUAAGUACUAAAGAUAAUCCCGCUGAUUAUGCAUCGAGGGGUAUCAAACCAGCUGCAUUGUUGGAUAAUCAAGUGUGGAAGUGCGGUCCAAGCUGGUUGCUUAAUAAUGUUAUUAAAUAUGAAAAACCUGCUUCCAUAUACACUAAAACGGAACUAGAAUUAAGACCUACUAAAGUACAUGCAGCUGCGACGACAGACCCAGGUACGGACUUGUCUACUCGAUUUUCAUCAUUAACAAAAUAUAUACGCGUAAUCGCUUUCUGUCGAAGAUUCCUUCAACUCAAAUCUCCCAAAACGACUGUAAAGAAUUCGCCUUACCUGACAGCGAAAGAAAUCCAGGACGCACUUGACUGUUGCAUUCGACAUCACCAAUCCGAUGCAUUCGCGGUGGAAAUGGCAAGUCUUACUAAAACUAAAAAUAUAAGUAAAAAGAGCAGACUGUCAAUGCUCAAUCCAUUUCUGGACAAUUUUGGAAUUAUGAGAGUCGGGGGUCGCAUGGAUAAGUCGAACUUAUCAUAUAAAAGUAAGCAUCCCAUUAUAAUAGAUGGCGCAUCUCAUUUAGCAAGGCUUAUAGUAGCUGAUGCCCAUAAUAAAACGAUGCAUGGUGGACAACAAUUAACUUGUAAUUAUAUAAGAAGUAGCUAUUGGGUGACCAAAUUAAAAAAUAUAGUCAAAAGUCACAUUCAUCAUUGCGUCCCAUGCAUUAGACAUGCAGCUACUUUUCGGACUCCUUUGAUGGGUCAAAUGCCCUCAUGUCGAGUCACUCCUAGCAAACCGUUUUCAAAUGCAGGUGUUGAUUAUGCAGGCCCUAUAAACAUACGUGCUUCCAAGGGUAGAGGCCAAAGGUCUUACAAAGCCUAUAUUUGCCUUUUCAUUUGUAUGGCCACACGAGCCGUUCAUAUCGAAGCUGUUUCAGAUCUAACCACGGAAGGCUUUUUAGCUGCGUUUAAACGUUUUAUAGCACGAAGGGGUCGAUGUAACCAUUUAUGGAGUGACAACGGAACAAAUUUUGUAGGGGCUUCGCGAGAACUGAAAAAACUAUUUGCAAAUGAAAAAGCUACCCUGGCCUCUGAGAUUGCAUCGGCACUGGCAACUAAUAACACCGAAUGGCAUUUUAUUCCUCCACAUGCUCCAAACUUUGGUGGAUUAUGGGAGGCAGGAAUAAAAAGUGUAAAGUAUCAUCUGCGUAGAGUAAUAGGUGACUCUACUCUUACAUAUGAAGAACUGUCAACGGUACUGGCUCAAAUUGAGGCGUGUCUCAAUUCGAGGCCACUGUCAAAUGGUAGUUCUGACCCUGAUGAUUGUGUUCCUUUGACGCCAGGUCACUUUUUAGUGGGCGAACCCUUGGUAUUAGCACCUGAUCAUAAUUUAGAAUAUAGCUUGGUAAGUAAUUUGAGACGUUGGCAACUAACACAGCGCAUGGUUCAGAUUUUUUGGAAGCGAUGGUCGCAAGAGUAUUUGACUCAGUUUUUUCAAAGGUAUAAAUGGAAAACGAAAACCCCGGAAUUAAAAAAAGGUGACAUGGUCUUAGUCAAGGAUGAGAAUUUACCCCCAGCUAAGUGGCUUUACGGUAUAGUUGUAGAUGUUCAUCCGGGUAGCGAUAACAUCACUCGUGUAGUUACUCUUCGUUACAAAAAUUCAACGAUUCAACGUCCAACCUCUAAGCUAUGUCUCUUGCCUAUUGAUGUGAAUGAAAUCUAA